Molecule: messenger RNA, 2365 nt
Organism: Pleuronectes platessa (European plaice)
Lineage: Eukaryota; Metazoa; Chordata; Actinopteri; Pleuronectiformes; Pleuronectidae
Gene: sh3bgrl2
Product: SH3 domain binding glutamate-rich protein like 2
Exons: 4
Coding region: 210-536 (108 amino acids)
Cellular component (GO): cytoplasm
Source: RefSeq, a predicted model, not a curated record
GAGCGUCAGUGUGGAGCUGCAGCAGCUGAGCGCCUUGUCUCCUACGCGAUCAUGGUUCAGUUUGCCUGUUGCAGACGCGUGUUUCCUCUCAUCUGAUGCGCAGGCUCUUCUCUCAAAGUCUCCAGCUUCAAUCCAGGGAACAGAGGGAGGUCGCUGCCGCCUUCGGGUCAGAUCGCUGAAGAACUGCAUGACAUAUAUUUGGGAUUAAGAUGGUCAUCAAGGUUUACAUCGCGUCCUCGAGUGGCUCUGUGGCGUUGAAAAAGCAUCAGCAGUCCAUCGUUGGUUUCCUGGAGGGCAAUCGCAUCAACUUCCAGGAAAUAGACAUCACCAUGCUGGAGGAGCAAAGGCUGUGGAUGUACCGCAACAUACCCCAGGACAAGCAGCCAGAGAAAGGCAACCCGCUGCCUCCGCAGAUCUUCAGUGAUGACUGCUACUGUGGGGAUUACGAAGACUUCUUCCAAGCGAAGGAGAACAACACUGUGUUUUCAUUCCUAGGCCUCAGUUCCAAACCCUCAGUGAAAGAUUCAGAGUCAUAGAUCCAGCUGCUGGUGGUGUCACGUCCAGGAGACCUUCAAAGACGAGGACACAAACCGCACCGCUCCCUGUGUGACCCCUCCUGACUUAAAAAAAACUGUCUCAACAACAUUCCGUCAUCAGUGAAGUCCCAGAGACGUGUCUGACUCCCAAGAUGCCACAACAACUUUACCACAGAAGAAUAGUAACCUUAGGAUGGAGGCGUUUGUGUGUCCUGCUUGUCUUUAACGUACUGUCAUAGUAAAAUACAGUGACAUGAAUUCGGUGCAAACAAGACGACAACGCAGCAGUACUUCAAUAAUGAGGUGCAGCAGAGCAGCACAAGCCACCUGAACACACUCCUGUGUUGUAGGUGCAUGCCUUAAUGUGUGUGUGUGUGUGUGUGUGUGUGUGUGUGUGUGUGUGUGUGUGUGUGUGUGUGUGUGUGUGUGUGUGUGUGUGUGUGUGUGUGUGUGUGUGUGUGUGUGUGUGUGUGUGUGUGUGUGUGUGUGUGUGUGUGUUUCCAUCAGCAGCUGUUAAUGAAGGCUCUGUUAAGUGAGGGGGAGCUGAGAUGUAGCACUACAUGCAACCUGAAACAACCCGAGGCCAAGCAAGUUUGUGUGUGUGUGUGCGUGUCUGUGUGCGUGUCCGUGUGUGUGUCCGUGCGUGUGCUUGUGCGUGUGUCGCGUGUGCGUGUCAGGAUGCCUCCCCAGAGGUGACAGUGACACUGCAGCUUAACACAAAGCAGAUGAGACCAUCCUCUAAUUCUGAUUAUACAUCAUGCCGUCCAUGACCGUGUAGUUACUGUCAUCAAAUAAACACACAACUUGUUUUUUUAUCACUCCACUGCCGGCGUGAUUAAAGUACGCUUGCCCAGAUGUCUUACACAUACAAACGCACGUAUGCAAAAGCCACAACACAACUGCAAAAGCCGCACAACGAUAUUUGUAUUUUGUUUUUUCUACCAAACACACACAUGACUCACACGGGGGUAAACAGCACGUUCGUAGGGAUUAAUUAUAGCUGCAGAUUAGCACACAUUAGGGGCCUAUUACUGGGCAUGCUAGGCAACAGAAUGGUGAUUGUGGGAUUGACUUAAAAUCAAAGACAGUGCCCAGGUUUCUGAUAACGAAGGAACAUGUCACUCAGAGCAACAGCGGGGCUCCCUAAUCCAUAUCAGGCUUUGAAAAACGCAGACAGGGAUUUGUUGAUAACAUGACAAAUAUAUGUCAUCACCAGCUUCAGGCUCCCAUCAAAGCAACUAUAGACUAAGUGUAAUAUAUUACUCCAAGUGUAGCGAUGGAAGAUCUCAGAGAUUGUUGUUGCUUUGAGGCCAUUGAGAGGCAAAGCUCCCAGCCUCUGAUCUCCUCUUCUGCGCUUCCGCUUCUCUCUGUGUAAACUAGCGCUCUCCCUCCAGCCCUGUCGUCUGUACCCUGUGUCUUCCUUUUUUAAUGUCACCACGUGGCGUUGUCUCUUCAUGGCUCUCUCUCUCUCUCCUAUGAAAUCGUCAUGGUUGGGUGGUGUCGGGUGCAAACAAGCCGAAAAAAACACUCCCACAAAACAUUUCUCCUGAAUGUUGUGCCAUCUGAAAAAGGAGGAUAUGCCCUUUUUGAUUAACUUCGAGUCCCACAGGACAUUGCAUUGUUGCUGUAGAUCGUGACAGCACUCCUAUUUUUUACUUUUGCCAGAUCAUGACUUGAAUUUCUUUCAGUUUUUGUGAGACGAACAUUUGUCACACCUCUGUCUGCACUUAGGUAUUUCUAUCGGUUUCAUGAGAGCAUCACACUCACUGACACCUCACCGUGUGGGUUAUUUUGCACAACAAAGCCAAUUAAAAUACUUUUGAGUAUUA